AUGAAGAGCAUGUGGCCACCACACCUAGUGGCAGCUGCGUUGUCGGUGCUGGGGAUGUCGACCUACAAGCGGGCCACGCUGGAUGAAGAGGACCUGGUGGACUCACUCUCAGAGAGCGAUGUGUACUCCAAUGGCCUGCAGGUGAACUUCCGCAGCACCCAGAGUGGGCAGAGGUGCUGGUCUGCGCGGACCCCGGUGGAGAAGCGGUUGGUGGUGCUGGUGGUACUUCUGACAGCAGGGCUGGUGGCCUGUUUGGCAGUGCUGGGUGUCCAGUACCAGACAAGAGCGCCCCCGGUGUGCCUGAGUGAGGCCUGUAUCUCAGUGACCAGCUCCAUCUUGAACUCCAUGGACUCCAGUGUGGACCCCUGCCAGGACUUCUUCAGCUAUGCCUGCGGUGGCUGGAUCAAAGCCAAUCCCGUGCCAGAUGGCCACUCACGCUGGGGGACUUUCAGCAACCUCUGGGAACACAACCAAGCCAUCAUCAAGCACCUCCUGGAGAAUUCCACUGCCAGCGUGAGUGAGGCUGAGCGGAAAGCCCAAGUCUACUAUCAUGCAUGUAUGAAUGAAACCAGGAUCAACGAGCUCAAGGCCAAGCCCCUGAUGGAGCUGAUCGAGAAGCUUGGAGGCUGGAACAUCACAGGCCCUUGGGACAAGGACAACUUCCAGGACACUCUGCAGGUGGUCACUGCCCACUACCGCACCUCUCCCUUCUUCUCUGUCUAUGUCAGCGCUGACUCCAAGAACUCCAACAGCAAUGUGAUCCAGGUGGACCAGUCAGGCCUGGGCUUACCCUCAAGAGACUAUUACUUGAACAAAACUGAAAAUGAGAAGGUGCUGACUGGAUACCUGAACUACAUGGUCCAGCUGGGGAAGCUGCUGGGCGGAGGGGAUGAGGACCGAAUCCGGCCUCAGAUGCAGCAGAUCCUGGACUUUGAGACGGCGCUGGCCAACAUCACCAUUCCCCAGGAGAAACGCCGUGACGAGGAGCUCAUCUAUCACAAAGUGACCGCCGCCGAGCUGCAGACCUUGGCGCCCGCCAUCAACUGGCUGCCCUUUCUCAACACCAUCUUCUACCCUGUGGAGAUCAAUGAAACGGAGCCUAUAGUGGUGUACGACAAAGAGUACCUUGAGCAGGUCUCCGCUCUCAUCAAAACCACGGACAAGUGCCUGCUCAACAACUACAUGAUCUGGAACCUAGUGAGGAAAACAAGCUCCUUCCUUGACCAGCGCUUUCAGGACGCUGAUGAGAAGUUCAUGGAAGUCAUGUACGGGACCAAGAAGACCUGCCUUCCUCGCUGGAAGUUUUGUGUGAGUGACACUGAAAACAACCUAGGCUUUGCGCUGGGCCCCAUGUUCGUCAAAGCAACUUUCGCCGAGGACAGCAAGAACAUAGCCAGCGAGAUCAUCUUGGAGAUCAAGAAUGCCUUUGAGGAGAGCCUGAGCACACUCAAGUGGAUGGAUGAAGACACACGGAAGUCGGCCAGGGAAAAAGCGGAUGCAAUCUACAACAUGAUUGGCUACCCCAACUUCAUCAUGGACCCCAAGGAGCUGGACAAAGUGUUUAAUGACUACACUGCAGUCCCGGACCUCUACUUUGAGAAUGCCAUGCGGUUUUUCAACUUCUCAUGGAGGGUCACUGCUGACCAGCUCAGAAAACCUCCCAACCGAGAUCAAUGGAGCAUGACGCCGCCCAUGGUCAAUGCUUACUACUCUCCCACCAAGAAUGAGAUCGUGUUUCCAGCCGGGAUCUUGCAGGCACCCUUCUACACCCGUACCUCACCCAAGGCAUUGAACUUUGGUGGCAUCGGUGUUGUCGUGGGCCAUGAGCUGACUCAUGCUUUUGACGAUCAAGGACGAGAGUACGACAAGGACGGGAACCUCCGGCCGUGGUGGAAGAACUCGUCGGUGGAGGCAUUCAAGCAGCAGACUGAGUGCAUGGUGGAGCAGUACAGCAACUACAGCGUGAAUGGGGAGCCAGUGAAUGGCCGCCACACCCUCGGCGAGAACAUCGCCGAUAACGGGGGCCUCAAGGCAGCUUACCGGGCUUACCAGAACUGGGUAAAGAAGAAUGGGGCUGAGCAGACCCUGCCCACUCUUGAGCUCACCAAUAACCAGCUCUUCUUCCUGGGGUUUGCACAGGUUUGGUGCUCUGUCCGUACGCCCGAGAGCUCCCAUGAAGGCCUCAUCACGGAUCCCCACAGCCCUUCCCGAUUCCGGGUCAUCGGCUCCCUCUCCAACUCCAAGGAGUUCUCGGAACACUUCCACUGCCCACCUGGCUCACCCAUGAACCCGCACCACAAAUGUGAAGUCUGGUAGGAGCGCCACGCAGAGAGCAAGGAGGAGGAGGGCAUGAGGCUGAGGAGGAG
Molecule: messenger RNA, 2366 nt
Organism: Elephantulus edwardii (Cape elephant shrew)
Lineage: Eukaryota; Metazoa; Chordata; Mammalia; Macroscelidea; Macroscelididae
Gene: ECE1
Product: endothelin converting enzyme 1
Exons: 19
Coding region: 1-2316 (771 amino acids)
Biological process (GO): peptide hormone processing
Cellular component (GO): plasma membrane
Molecular function (GO): metalloendopeptidase activity
Source: RefSeq, a predicted model, not a curated record